Epithele typhae is the source of this 171-nucleotide messenger RNA. RefSeq lists its product as uncharacterized. The record is from RefSeq and is a predicted model, not a curated record. Bases 1 to 171 code for a protein of 56 amino acids. Lineage: Eukaryota; Fungi; Basidiomycota; Agaricomycetes; Polyporales; Epitheliaceae. The transcript has 2 exons.
AUGUCCAUUCACGCCGUGAACCGCGUCCAGUGCCGUCUCGCCUGGGACGGCAGCAAUCCCUCCGUCAUUUGCAUCGAUAGUCCGGGUACACGUCUCCUCAACGCUUCCAAUGGCCAGAUCACCCCGCUUCCCGUGCACUUCGCUGACGCUGUCGACGUCCUCUACGUCUAG